Trichoplusia ni (cabbage looper) is the source of this 675-nucleotide messenger RNA. RefSeq lists its product as uncharacterized. The record is from RefSeq and is a predicted model, not a curated record. Bases 1 to 675 code for a protein of 224 amino acids. Lineage: Eukaryota; Metazoa; Arthropoda; Insecta; Lepidoptera; Noctuidae. The transcript has 2 exons.
AUGCCCGGAGUAAAUUGCAACGGCUGUGGUCGCUUCAUGGUGCCGGCAGAGGGAUCUAGGUUUGGCCAGAAUGCACUUGAGCAGCAGCGGGCGAUUACUACACAAUCAUCGGUGGAGGGGAUCGUGGAAGAGUUAAGGAGGGAACUGAACGACCGGGAUCGGGACCUUCUGGGGAAUGAUAUUGAGAUCACUAAUAUCCCUGAAGGUCCAGCUGAUAACCCGGUUCACAUUACCAAGGUCAUAGGCCUCAAGUUGGGAAUUGAGCUGGGCGAGCGGGACAUCGUCAGUGCGGAGCGAGUGGGAGGUAGGCAGCUCAACGCCACAAGCUCUGCCGGUCCGGUAGUGGCGCGGCCGCGCGCCAUUGUUGUGCGCCUGGCGCGACGCGACCUGCGCGACGAACUGCUGGCGAGCGCGCGCGUUCGCCGUGGCGCGACGACCGCUGACCUCGACAUGUCUGGCCCGCCGCAGCGCUUCUUCCUUAACGAACGCCUCACAAAGACCAAUCGUCGGUUGUUUCGGAUGGCGCGAGAUGCCGUUAGCGUCUCCAAUUGGAGAUUUGUUUGGACCAAGCGAGGCCGCAUACUGGCUAGGAAGGGCCCACGCGACUCCACGCAUAGAAUCCGCACUGACGAGAACAUCGAUAGGAUUUUUGGACCUGUCAAUCAAACAGCUUAA